ACACCACUCCACACCCGGAAUUUACGAAAUUGCACUCGUCACGUCUCGAUUAUCACUCAUCCCUGAACUAUUCCGUGUUUUCGCUUAUCAAAAGUUCGUGAUUUUGGUCAAAAGAACCAGUCUGUCAAUUUGCCGUUACGUCAAAGUUAACCUCAAUUUCUCAUCUCGCGAGUGCGAAAUCCCGUUAGUCCGAAAGUAAACAAACACCAAUAGGCCAAAAAAUUCCUCUGGAUAGCCUCCAGCAGGAUGAUCAGCUGAUUUUUGAACUUUUGUGCUCCCAUUGUUUAUAUUUUCAGCUUGGAUGAGUUUGCACAAAUACGACUCGACCGAAUUUGUUGUAGAAAAUCAUUUUAUCUUAUCGUCGCAGCAGUCUUUGACCAGCUUUCCGCGAUGGCAGACGUAAAAAAAGUGCUCAAGGAGGCCGCCAUCCAGAUCGGCUCGGGGGGCUCCGCAGGCUUUGUGGAAGUUUGCAUAAUGCAUCCCUUGGAUUUAGUUAAAACCAGGCUGCAGAUCCAGAGCGGCAAGUCCCUUACUAAAAAUGACCCAAAGCACUAUUCCGGUAUAUUUGACUGUCUUCGGAAAAUGUACAAAUAUGAAGGCUUGACAUCGUUUUGGAAGGGAAUAGUGCCCCCUAUUUUAGCGGAGACCCCCAAACGAGCCGUCAAAUUUUUUACAUUUGAGCAAUAUAAACAAUUUUUUAUGUUUGGGUCACCCACUCCUACACCACUGACGUUUUCCUUGGCUGGUCUGGGGGCUGGCGUCACCGAAGCCAUCUUGGUAAACCCCUUUGAAGUCGUCAAAGUUACCCUGCAAUCUAAUAGAGCUGUAGGCAAAGAAUUGCCUAGUACGUGGGUUGUAACUAAAGAAAUUGUAAGGACUGACGGAUUGGGGUUCAAGGGGUUAAACAAAGGAGUUACAGCGACAAUCGCACGAAAUGGCCUUUUUAAUAUGGUUUAUUUUGGUUUUUAUCAUUCAGUCAAAGGGUAUUUGCCUGAAUUUGAGGAUCCGGUAAAAGAAUUCAUUAGGAAAGUGGGUAUAGGGUUUACAUCCGGUACUCUAGCCUCUUGUCUCAAUAUUCCAUUCGACGUGGCUAAAUCGAGAAUUCAGGGGCCCCAACCGGUCCCUGGACAAAUUAAAUAUAAAUCUACUUUAGGUUCGGUCGUUCUAGUUUAUAAGGAGGAAGGGUUUAUGGCUCUUUAUAAGGGAUUGCUUCCUAAAGUAUUACGUCUAGGGCCCGGUGGGGCGAUUAUGUUAGUCGUUUAUGACUACAUGCACACAUUUUUAACUGCAAAGCUAGCAUAAUGGACUGAAAUAAUUUUAUAUCUUCAUUUUUUUGUACAUUAGAUGUGGUCCAACUACCGUUUAUUUAAUACUAGUCUAAAAAAUGGGAAGGUGUAUUAUGCAAUAUGAACUCAAGUUAGACUUGAGUGAAAAUUCAAUAAAUUUUCUGGAAUGUUUUGUACAAUUGUGCAAUUGUUUUUACGUAUUCGUACUAUAUUUUUGUAAAAGUGGAAAAUAAUUUAAUGUAGGUGUUAUAUUUUUAAAACUGGAAUAAAAGAGUAUUUUACAAUUUGA
Tribolium madens (black flour beetle) is the source of this 1575-nucleotide messenger RNA. RefSeq names its product mitochondrial 2-oxodicarboxylate carrier. Lineage: Eukaryota; Metazoa; Arthropoda; Insecta; Coleoptera; Tenebrionidae. The transcript is spliced from 6 exons. Gene Ontology annotation, biological process: transmembrane transport. The record is from RefSeq and is a predicted model, not a curated record. The coding region runs from base 391 to 1302 and encodes 303 amino acids.